Cryphonectria parasitica EP155 is the source of this 938-nucleotide messenger RNA. RefSeq lists its product as uncharacterized. Bases 170 to 682 code for a protein of 170 amino acids. The transcript has 4 exons. Lineage: Eukaryota; Fungi; Ascomycota; Sordariomycetes; Diaporthales; Cryphonectriaceae. The record is from RefSeq and is a predicted model, not a curated record.
GUUCUUCUCCAGCUCAGAUCAAAUCAUCCACAAAGCCCGAUCUUCAAUUAAGCCAUCUCAUCAACACUGCGGAUACAAUCAGCCGAUCUUCCCAAAGUCAACUGAUUGCUCUGACAACACACACAACAAUACCGCAUCCAGCCUUCGCACCACAUCUUUCUCGGUCAUCAUGACAGAGCCACUCGCCAAAGUUGACUCCGCUGUCGAUGGCGUCGACGUCAAGGAUAACAAGACGGUCAAGAAGCCCCGGCAGAGCACUGUGGCCGCUGCCGGAGUGUUCAAGCUCGAGGAUCUUGUCGAGGAAGGAAAGACAAUUCAGAUCGCCAAACAGACCCAGAAGACGGGCUGGAAGAUCAACACGUCACCAAACACCGUUGAGGACAAGGACAUCCUCAAGCUUCACCUGACCGAGCCACCAAUCAAGAAGAUUGAUCUGCAUUUCCCAUUGGGUUUGGAGGUCACUGCACGAAACCUGAAGGGUGUCACCAUCAAGGAUGCCAUGGAUGCCAUCCACAAGCCCUACAAGAAGAAGCAAGAUGACGAGCUCCCGGAGGCCUACCUCAAGGGAUUCGAGUAUGACCCAGAGGAGUCCAAAACCCGGCUGGUAGUGCACCUGACAUCGACUCCGGAGGUCGAGUCUACCGGUGGUAAGAAGAAGAAGAAGAACAAGGGUGAAGAGUAAGCCAUCCUUACAUGCAGGCGGGCCACAGGUGGCAGGAUCUGCACUGUUAAGCGUUGACAAGCGGCCUCAUGGAGCUGACUGCCAUGAUAUGUUGCUGUGCUCGGCCGCUUAGGCCAGUCACAUUGACACCGCUGGCUGCAGUAGUUGAAUCUCAUAUCUAUGACCAGUCUCUAGUUUCACUGAGCUGUUUGCCUUUGCAGGUUAGCUGCAUCAGUGCUAAGAAGAAGAAAAAAUGGACCGUUGUUCUUUCUCGAUG